GCUGACAAUAACAUAUAUACAGAGAUUUAGAUAGGCGCCAAGUAUGCAACUGUGAAUUAAAGAAGCUCAUCUAAGUCUUUUAAAUUAAGUCAGCAGCGAAGACUCAUCCUAUUUUACAUGUAGGAAAUGCGACAUAUGUGGCAAAUUUAAGCAAUUCCAAAAAGGUUAUAGUUAAGCGUGUGUAUAAUUUAUUUGAGCCUAUACUGCGGAGUCAUAGUUACCGAUAAAUGAGGAGGCCGAAAGAGUUUUACUCGUUGGAUGUUACUGCAUGUCGAACGCCAUUAUAGUGUCCUUAAGGUUUUCAAUUCAUUCUAACAUCCAAAAGUAUUUCUCUUAUGCUCUGAAAUUUCACUUCUCAACUUCAACUGAAAACCUUCUAUCCCACCACCCUUCUCAUGGAGAAAAUAUCAAACACCAACGGCUCAUUCAGUUACUUCAAGAACCACAUGGGGUUCAAUCCCUCGACGCAACCAAGGCCCUUCACGCACUUACUAUCACAACGGGGCCAGACCCAACUCAACCCUUUUUGGCCCAUAAUUGUAUUAUGUCUAAGUAUUCUGCGUUCGGGGAUAUACGCACGGCACACGAAGUGUUUGAUUAUAUGACCAAGAGAAAUGUUGUGUCUUACAAUACAAUGAUUAGUGCUUAUAGUCGGAAUGGAAAUUUAUUUGAGGCUUGGAGGUUGUUUUCUGAGAUGAGGAGUUGUGGAUAUGAACCAACUCAGUUUACAUUUGGUGGGCUUUUGGGUUGUGAGUCUUUGGAUAUUAUUCUUGGAUUUCAAUUGUAUGCUUUGGCUGAAAAAUUGGGCCUGUUUCACAUUGAUGCUUUCACAGGGACUGCAUUAUUGGGUUUACUUGGAAGGCAAGGAUACUUAGAUGAAGCUAUGCAGAUUUUUGAUGAAAUGCCUAAAAAGAACUUGGUGACUCUGAAUUGUAUGAUAUCUUUGCUUGGACAGUAUGAAUGUGUUGAAGAAGCCGUGGUUAUUUUCAGGAAGUUAAUAAGGAGUGAACUGGCUCCUUCUGAGAGCACUUUCUUGGGCCUAUUGUCCGGUUUUGUUGGGGAACUUGAUUUAAUAUUAGGGGAACAAGUACAUGGGUUGGUAGUGAAAAGUGGAUUAGUUUUUGCAGUAUCAGUGAGUAAUUCAUUGAUUAACAUGUAUGCAAAAUGCUCUGGCAUCGAUAGGACAGAGAAAAUGUUUGAGGAUGUUUCUGUUAAGGAUGUUGUAUCGUGGAAUACAAUAGUUGGUGCAAUUGCUAAGAGUGAGAGAGCGGAUAAAGCACUGGUUGUUUUCAGGAAAAUGUGUGCAAGUGGUGUCUUGCCUAAUGAUAUGACACAUGUGAGUGUCCUAAACUGCUGCACUAGCCAGCAGUAUCGAUUGCUUGGGGAGUCCAUCCAUGCGAAAGUAAUCCAGAGAAAGUUUGAAUCUGAUGUAUAUGUCGGUAGUGCUUUACUCGACUUUUAUGUUAAAUGUGAUAAAUUGGAUGAUGCUCAUUUUUGCUUUGAUGAAAUAUCCGAGAAGAACGUGGUUUCUUGGAACACCUUGAUGCUGGGUUACUCGAGUAAAAGCUCUUCUCCUGCUAUUUUGCUGCUUCAACAAAUGAUUCACUCAGGUUAUCGUCCUACUGAGUUUUCAUUUUCUAUUGCUGUGAAAUCAUGUGCACUAUUUGAGGUGCUUCUGCUCCAUUCCUUAUCAAUAAAAAUGGGUUACAUUGAUAAUGCUUACGUCUCUAGCAGUCUCAUUUCUUCAUAUGCAAAAAAUAGUUCAGUUGAUGAUGCCCUAAGGUUUGUCACUACCUAUGAUAUGCCACUUCCUGCUGUCGAGGCCAAUAUGAUCGCAAACAUUUAUAACAGAUGUGGGCAAUUUGAUAAGACUCAAGAGUUGUUUUCUGACCUUGAAAACCCGGAUACUAUAUCUUGGAAUAUUUUGAUUGCAGCCUGUUCUCGAAAUGGUGAUUACGAAGAAGUUUUUGAACUUCUUGGACACAUGCGGAUAGCUAGGAUCUCUCCCGAUAAUUACACGUAUGUUAGCCUCUUUAGUGUGUGCACCAAGCUUUGUAACCUCGGUCUAGGUAGCUCCCUUCAUGGCCUCAUUGUAAAGACUGAUUUUAAGCGUUGUGACACAUUUGUCCGCAAUAUCAUGAUUGAUAUGUAUGGAAAAUGUGGGAGUCUUGCAAGUUCGAUCAAGAUCUUCAAUGAAAUGACGACUAGAAAUGUUAUCUCAUGGACAGCCAUUGUUUCAGCCCUUGGACUGCACGGUUAUGCAUACGAAGCAUCGGUGAAAUUCAAGGAGAUGGAUAUGACAGGGAUUAGACCUGAUAAGGUUGCUUUCAUAGCCGUUCUUUCAGCAUGUAGACACGUUGGGUUAGUGAAAGAGGGGAUGGAAUUGUUUGAGCAGAUGAAAGAGAAAUAUGGGGUAGAACCAGAGAUGGAUCACUAUCUUAUUGCAGUCGACUUGCUGGCUAGGUAUGGCUAUCUGAGAGAAGCCGAGCAGUUAAUCACUGGGAUGCCUUUCCCCCCAAAUGCUCUAAUAUGGCGCAUUUUUUUGGAAGGAUGCAAGAAGAAAAGAAGCAUAGACGACCCUUGCACUCUUGCUUCAUAAAAUAUUCUCAAGCCAAUGGAAUAUUCAUGAAGAGGGUGAUGCAGAGUACUGCUAUUGAAUUUAGGUAAUGAUCAUGUUGCUUGAUGAAGCUUACUUAAGUUUCUGAAAUCUGGAUGAUUAAUCGUUUUCCCAACAGCAUAUAAACAAACAGGAAACUGGUAUAGUUGGGUAAUGUUGAACGUUUUCGCUCUUGAUAAAAUGUUGUGUCCUCAACUCAAAGGACCAUUGAUAAAAUGUUGUGUCCUCCGCUGGCUACAAGGACCAUUGAUGAUCAAAGAAGAGUGGGGAAGAAACUGUGUCUUGUUAAGAAGUCUCCAACAAGUGAACAAUCGAGUCAAGGCUAUGGUAAUAUUAAUAGCUUCAAUUCAAUUGUGAAUCCAGUCAGAUAGACAAGCUUGCCUUAUCAGAAUAUGGUGUAAAUUAGGCCAUAACAUCAACAAACUAUAUUCAUUACUUGAUAUUGUGGAAGUGCAUUCUCUCGUCUUAUUCGAUCUUUUCUCUUCGAUUAUGGAGUUCA
Messenger RNA from Nicotiana tabacum (common tobacco), 3116 nucleotides. Its product is annotated as pentatricopeptide repeat-containing protein At3g58590-like. NCBI's taxonomy places the organism in Eukaryota, Viridiplantae, Streptophyta, Magnoliopsida, Solanales, Solanaceae. Gene Ontology annotation, molecular function: RNA binding; protein binding. Gene Ontology annotation, biological process: RNA modification. The record is from RefSeq and is a predicted model, not a curated record.